UACAGCAGUACUGUAACUACAGGGUGUCAAUUACAGUCUCUCUCUCUCUCUGUUUUAUCUCCUGUUAAAAAUAGAUGUUGGCACCUGUAGGUCAGGGGAGGGAGAGUAGAUUAAAACCCUAAAAAGGGCUCCUAAGACGCCGACUUCAGCAUCCUUUUGGAAGUCGCUUUUACUUGAAAAAAAAAAUAAAAAAAAAAUACUUGUCUUAAAAUCAACCCAAGGCUUUUUAAAAUAUUUACAAACUGAGGCAUCUUUCAAAAUUGUGCCGAGGGCAAAAAGAGCACCAAAGCUCAAAGUUGUCAUCGUUGUAGAAAAUGUGUUUCUCUCUUUUGGAAGUUAGUGAGAACUUAUACAAGGCUACGAAUUCCCAAUGCUGGUCCCUCUGAGGUUGUGGUUCCAGCAGGAGCUUUCCAACUGCUCUCAGGCUGCUCUUCCAACACUCAAAGCGCUUCUUUUCUCUUGGGGUCUUUUUCAGAGUGUUCCCGACAUGCCUGCGAGAGGCAUUACACUUUAUCGGCAGGAGCAAACGCAACAUCAAAGCUCAAAACAUGUUGUCCAACACUCAAGGAAAUCAAGCUCUCAGGUAGUGAAGAAGGAGCAGGUCCAGGCCACGGAGGCUAUGGCAGAACAAGCCUACACAGUGCCAACCUUCAGGGAGAGGGCUCCUGAAGGCAUGCAAGAGUAUCAAAGAAUGGCGGCUCACUUUGGAAGAGAUUUGGUUCAGCUGCAGCACGAGCUGCACAGGAUGAAAGUGGCCACAAAGGAGCAAGUAGACAAUAUUGAGAUUACUAGGGAGGUGAAGGGAAUGAUGCCUUUGAGGAAGGAUUAUCCUGCUGAGGUUCCCAAAGCACCGGACUUCCUGGUCAGUCUGAGAUCUCACACCGUGUGGGAAAAGACUCCCGUCAAGCUGUUCUGCACUGUGUCCGGCAAACCCAACCCUAUUGUCAAAUGGUAUAGGAAUAAUGUUGCCAUUGAACCCUUGAGCGCUCCUGGAAAGUACAAAAUUGAGAACAAGUAUGGGGUUCACAGUCUGAUUAUUAGCAGAUGUGCAGUUACUGAUUCUGGGAUAUACAGUGCUGUGGCAACCAAUCCGCAUGGAAAGGCCACCUCCAAGGCUACUGUCUGUGUUAGGAGGCCACUAGGGGGAGGAGAGCUCUCCCAUCUGCCAGGACAAGUUCCUCUGCUCAGCGGCAUUCAUCCCAGUAAGCUUGAGGUGACCUUGCUGGAAUCAUUUGGGGUGACGUUUGGUACCGAAGGAGAGUCUGUUAGUCUGGUGGCCAACAUGGUGGUGGUGCCUGAUCUGCCAAACCUGCCACCCGAGGCCAUGUGGUACAGAGAUGAUACUUUGCUAAUGCCAUCCAGGUGGGCUGAGAUGUCUAUUGGUGGUGGGGUCGCCAAGCUCACUCUUCCUCACCUGAACAAGGACGAUGAGGGUCUUUACACGCUUUGCAUUUGGACCAAGGAUGGAACUGCAGAACACAGUGCUUACCUGUUUGUUAAAGAUGCCACUCCCACAGUGGCCGGGGCCCCUGGAGCCCCCAUGGAUGUUGCAGUCUUUGAUGUCAAUGCGGAUUACGUCCUGGUCUCCUGGAAACCUCCAAACACCACCCAUGAGGCUCCCAUCACUGGAUACUUUGUGGACAGCCCUCGAGGACGGGCACCUGUGUGGUACCUCAUUGAGAAGUGUGUAGGUGACAGUCACAUCUGGCAGAGAGUCAACACUGCGGUCCAGCUACGAUCUCCCCGUUUCCCUGUUUACGAUAUGGAGGACAAGAAAUCUUACCGUUUCCGCGUAAUCACUGUCAACAAGUAUGGCUCAAGUGAGCCGUCAGAGCCCACAGCAGCCAUCCAAAAGGUGGACCCUUAUGGUGUUGUUUCGAACAUUGGUGUCCCUUCUGCCCCAGGACAGGUGAUUGCUUCCAGAAACACCAAAACAUCUGCUUUUGUGCAGUGGGAGCCCCCGAAACAUGCCAACAACCUCAUGGGUUAUUAUGUGGAUGCAUCUCUGGUCGGCUCCAAGAAAUGGUUCCCUUGUAACCACAGGCCUUACAAACACACCAGGUUUGUGGUCCAUGGUUUGGUCCCCGGAGACACUUACGUGUUCCGUGUGCAAGCUGUGAAUGCUUCCGGUUUGAGUGAAGAAUCACAGGACUCUGCUCCUUUCUUCAUUGAUGCUGCUCUUUCUACUCCCUCUGCCCCAUACGGCAUCAGUCUGCUCAACUGUAAUGGAUCCUCCAUGACCCUGGCCUGGAAACGCCCCAAAAACACUGGCGGCUCUAAGAUCACGUCUUACUACCUGGACAAGCGCGAGGCAGAAUCAGUGGACUGGAAGGAGGUUAACCCCAGUCCAGCUGCCCACAGGACCUUCAUGGUGGAGAAUCUGACCACUGGAGUUUUCUAUGAGUUCAAGAUUCAGGCUGCUAACUUGGCCGGAGUUGGCCUUCCAUCUGAGCCCAGCAAAGCUUUUGCCUGCGAGGCCUGGACAAUGGCUGAACCUGGCCCAGCAUAUGACAUUAGUUUCUGGGAGGUGCGUGAUACCUUCGUCCUGGUGCAGUGGAAGCCUCCUGUGUACGCCGGAGCUGGUCCCAUCACUGGCUACUUUGUGGACAUGGCUAAGAAGGGCUCAUCAGAUUUUGUCGCUGUGAAUGCGGAGCCAGUUGGGCAUUGUUACCUGAAGGUGUCUGGACUAGAGACUGGAGCUUCAUAUGUGUUCAGAGUGCGGGCUGUGAAUGCUAAAGAUGUUGGAAAAGCCUCAGAUGUGUCCGAUCCUGUAUGUGCUAAAGCGCUGCCAGGUACAAAGGAGAUUGUAUGUGGUGUGGAUGAAGAGACCGGAGACAUUUUCUUGAACUUUGAAGCUUGUGAAGUUUCUGAGACCUCUAAGUUCACAUGGUCAAAGUCCUACAAAGAAAUCACUGAAUCAAGCAGGGUCUCCAUCACGUCCUCUGGAAGAAACUCGAAGCUGACAUUUGUAAACGCUGAGAAGGAGGAUUUGGGCAUCUACUCUGUCGCGGUGACCAAUACAGACGGAGUUUCAUCCAGUUACUCCGUCAAUGAAGAAGAGCUCAAGAAAAUGCUUGAGCUGAGCUACAACAUCAAACAUCCCAUUGUUCCACUGAAGACGGAGCUGAACUAUGAGAUUCUGGAGAAGGGUCACGUGCGUUUCUGGGUGCAGGCUAUGAAGUUGUCCUCCUCUGUCAACUACAGGUUCAUCGUCAAUGAUAAAGCCAUCACGAGUGCUGAGGGUUACAAAAUCAGCCAUGAUGCUUCUACUGGAAUCAUCCAGAUGACUAUUGAGCACUUCACCAAGGCCAAUGAAGGCACUUACACCAUUCAGAUCCACGAUGGCAAGGCCAAGAGCCAAAGCUCACUGGUUCUUGUGGGAGACGCAUUCAAAGGUGCUCUGAAGGAAGCUGAGUUCCAGAGAAAAGAGCACAUCAGAAAACAAGGUCCUCACUUCUCAGAGUACCUGUCUUUCCAUGUGACGGAUGACUGCACAGUGAUGCUAGUCUGCAAGCUGGCCAAUGUGAAGAAAGAGACAACAUUUACCUGGUUUAAAGAUGAUGAAGAAAUUCCUGUUGAUGUUCCACCAAACCCAAUGUCUGGAUCUUGCUCUCUUCCAAUCCCCAUGUUCUCCAGGAAAGACCAGGGAAUUUACAAAGCUGUACUGGGUGAUGACCAUGGAAAGGACACCUCUGUCUAUGACAUUUCUGGCAAAGUGUUUGAGGAUAUCAUCAACGCAAUCGCCAGUAUUGCUGGUUCCUCUGCCUCUGACUUGGUUCUUCAGUGCACACCAGAGGGUAUCAGACUGCAAUGCUACAUGAAGUACUACACAGAGGAGAUGAAAACUAGCUGGUUUCAUAGAGACAGUAAAAUCUCCUCCUCAGAGAAGAUGAGAAUCGGAGGCACAUCUGAGAUGGCCUGGAUGCAGAUCUGUGAGCCCACAGAUAAGGAAAAGGGUCAUUAUACCAUUGAGAUUCAUGAUGGGAAGAAAUCACACUCUCGCACCUUUGACCUUUCUGGACAAGCAUACACUGAUGCCUAUGCAGAAUUCCAAAGACUGAAAGCUGCUGCCUUUGCUGAGAAGAACCGUGGUAGAGUGGUAGGUGGCCUGCCAGAUGUUGUCACCAUUAUGGAGAAGAAGAGCCUGAGUCUAACUUGCACAGUGUGGGGUGACCCCAGCCCAGAGGUCACCUGGUUUAAGAAUGAGCAGGAAGUUGUGUCUGACGACCGCUACAAGAUCACCUUCGAGGGCGGCAAGUUCGCCAGCCUCACUAUCAAUAAUGUGUACGUUGAAGAUUCUGGAAAGUACAGCAUCAAUGUACGGAACAAGUACGGAGGUGAAUUCGUGGAGAUCACAGUCAGUGUCUACAAACAAGGCGGAGACAUCCCUGAGCCCAAACUGGGACAGAUGGCCAAGCCCGCCGUUACCCCCAAGCCAGCUACACCCGCUCCACAGUCAGUGAAGACCCCGACUCCUCCAACUCCUACACCCUCCGUUAAGUCCCCAACCCCUACUCCACCUCCCUCUGUGAAAUCUCCCACUCCAACUCCAGCUCCUAAAUCCCCCACCCCACCCAGAUCCAUGAGAUCCCCCACCCCGCCAAGAUCAAUGAGAUCCCCUACCCCUACUAAGUAACUAGUAAACUAUAGAAUCUGAAGAUUUGUGAAGUAUUGACAGAGUUGAUGUAUAGUCUUUCAAUUCAAAUCAACUGAAGAUGAUCUGUUUUAGUUUUUGCUGCAGUAGUCUACAAAUCAGGAUCUGUCACUGGUACAACUGCGAGGUUAAAUAUACGUACAGAAAAAUAUCUCAGGGAAGAGUCCCUUAAGAUCAGCUUCAGACUCCAGUGUACCAGUUUUCAUCUCUGAAAUAGAAAAAAAAGAAUAAUACAAAAAUAGGAAAAUUGUGUUGUAUGUAUUGCUUUCGCAGCCAAAUGAUAAGAAAGUUGCUGAAGUGCUGCUGGGCCUGUCAAAAAUCAUCACAAAGGCCACCACGGUCUUAUCUGUUUUUGUUCUGUACCCCUCCCAAAUGCUUGUUGGUGCCAAUAAAAAUCAACCGUAUCCUCUCUGGAGUGGA
Messenger RNA from Sinocyclocheilus rhinocerous, 5074 nucleotides. Its product is annotated as M-protein, striated muscle-like. The transcript has 37 exons. Gene Ontology annotation, molecular function: protein binding. The record is from RefSeq and is a predicted model, not a curated record. The coding region runs from base 371 to 4636 and encodes 1421 amino acids. Lineage: Eukaryota; Metazoa; Chordata; Actinopteri; Cypriniformes; Cyprinidae.